Molecule: messenger RNA, 3079 nt
Organism: Dipodomys ordii (Ord's kangaroo rat)
Lineage: Eukaryota; Metazoa; Chordata; Mammalia; Rodentia; Heteromyidae
Gene: Mboat1
Product: membrane bound O-acyltransferase domain containing 1
Exons: 13
Coding region: 1-1467 (488 amino acids)
Biological process (GO): lipid modification
Cellular component (GO): membrane
Molecular function (GO): acyltransferase activity
Source: RefSeq, a predicted model, not a curated record
AUGACUGGUGUCCUUGUAAGAAGAAGCAACCAGACACUCCUGGAGGUUAACUUCGUGGCCUGCCAGCUCUUUGCCUUGGCUACAGCUUUCUGGUUUCGCAUCUACUUACAUCCUGGUAAAACCAGUCCUCAGGUCCGACAUGCAUUUGCCACCAUUUUAGGAAUUUACUUUGUCAUUUUCUGCUUUGGCUGGUACUCUGUACAUCUUUUUGUGCUGGUGUUACUGUGUUAUGGAGUCAUGGUCACUGCAAGUGUAUCUAAUGUUCACAGGUACUCCUUUUAUGUAGCAAUGGGAUACCUUACGAUAUGCCACAUCAGCCGAAUAUACAUCUUCCACUAUGGAAUUCUCACUACUGAUUUUUCUGGGCCUCUGAUGAUUGUCACUCAGAAGAUCACAUCGUUGGCUUUUCAAGUUCAUGAUGGAUUAGGUCGAAGAGCUGAAGAUCUCUCUGCUGAGCAGCAUCGACUUGCCAUAAAAGUGAAACCCUCGCUGUUGGAAUACUUAAGUUACCUUCUCAAUUUCAUGAGUGUCGUCGCCGGCCCUUGCAACAACUUCAAGGACUACGUAGCCUUCAUUGAGGGGCGGCACAUACACAUGAAGUUGCUGGAAGUGAACUGGAAGCAAGAGGGUUUCCACGGCCUUCCCGAGCCUUCUCCCAACGGAGCUGUGAUUCGCAAGUUGUACAUCGCCUUGGGGUCUCUCUUUUUUUUUCUGACGCUCACCAAGUCCUUCCCUAUCACUUGCCUGGGUGAUGACUGGUUUGUCCAUCAAGCAAAUUUUCCUACUCGACUCUGCUACUUGUACAUUGUCAUGCAAGCUGCAAAACCCAAGUAUUACUUUGCAUGGACAUUAGCGGAUGCAGUGAAUAAUGCAGCUGGCUUUGGGUUCAGUGGAGUGGAUAAGAAUGGAAAUUUCCAUUGGGAUCUGCUGUCUAACCUAAACAUCUGGAAAAUCGAGAUCAUCCUAGAGAAUCUGAAGACACCUGUGGUAGAAGGCCUUUCCAAGCCUGGCAAGGGAAAAGCUAAAGUCUCAUCUGGGUUCUUUCUGAAUGAAGCUGUGUGUUAUGAGCGAGUUCCGUGGUACCCUACGGUGCUAACCUUCGUCCUGUCUGCCUUGUGGCAUGGUGUCUAUCCUGGAUACUAUUUUACCUUCUUAACUGGAGUCCCUGUUACAUUAGCAGCUAGAGUGAUAAGGACCAACUACAGACAUUACUUUCUUUCUUCAAAACCUCUCAAACUCAUUUAUGACGUGGUUACCUGGGCAGUCACUCAGCUGGCUGUAUCAUACACGGCCGCACCCUUUGUUAUGUUGGCAGUCGAACCAACCAUCAGUUUAUACAAGUCCAUGUACUUUUACUUACACAUUGUAAGUCUCCUGAUAUUACUUUUUCUGCCAAUCAAACCACAAGCUCACACUCAAAAGCAACCCCAGAGUCUGAACUCUGUUCAUAAGAAGAAAGCAGACUGAUACAUCUGAGAACAGCUAAAACAACAACAGCAACAAAAAACCAAAACAACAUUGCAAGACAUUGGAAAGAUGAAAUAGAAAAGCUUGAAGGUUCUUCAGUGACUUAGAGGCAAUGUUUACAUGCAUCUUUUUUUUUUUAACUGCAGGGAGUAUUUUUUAUACAGUCUUUUUUUGUACAGCGAAAUUAGCCCGAUCUAUGUGUCUUAAUAUGUUAACGGGAUCUUCCAGUGAUGGAGAAGUGUAGAGAAUGUGCCGGAGCUUCUGAGACAGUCUCUUCUGGAAUACUAGGUCUUUGCUUUUCUGAUGUCAUUGUCAGUUGAAAUCUAGGUGAUGGGAAUCGGAAUCUAGGCAUUGGCCUGGGAAGUUAGGAGAUGAUUAGUGAGAUUUAUCAUACAUUUCUCUUCCUCUCUCCCUCUUUCCCUCUCUUCUUCCAUUCCUCUCUCUCUCCCUACCUCCCUUCCUCCCCCCUCCCCCAACACCCUCUCACACCGUAGCUCAAGAUGACAUGGAACUCACUGUGUGGCCUAGGCCAUCAUUGACCUUGGCAAUCCUCCUUCCUCAGCUCCUCAGCUUCCUCAGCAUAAGCAUGAAUCUCCAUGCCUGGUUGCCUGCCAUGGAUUUCUUAAGUAGAAGCAUAUCCAGGCAUGCUUGUUCUUGGGAAGCUCUAAACCCUUUGACUGUGAUAUUAUUGGUUUGUGAACCUAAGAGCUGUACCAGCUGAAGACCCUGGCUGAACAGGAUCAUGGAAGGAGAUUUUUGGGGGUACUCAAAAGAAUAUGAGUGAAGAGGACCAACCAUGAACAUUUGAAUGGACUAGCAGUGAGCCCUCAAAGAGGCUGCUUUCCCCUGCCCUCCCCACCCCAUCCCCAGGAAUGUAUUCUUUCCAUUUGUUUAUUCUGAAAUGAGCCACAGUGGGAAAUCACAAACUCUCGGGUGUAUAUCUGCUAGGAGCCUGCUUCCCAUUUUACCCAUUUUCAUCUGCUUGCCCAGGAGUGGCCCCAAAAUGACACCCAAAUAUUCACACCAUCAAAGGCAGUAACAUACCUUUAUAAAAAAACGUAAUAUAUAUAUAUUAUCUUUAAGUAGUUGAACAAAGGAAUUACCAUUCAUCAAAUCAGUUUAUAAAUCCAAUGCAUUUUCAUCAAUGUCACCCCUUUUAUCUCUUUCCUCCAUCCAAAAUACCUUUUGAAGAACUAAUCUGUUUAAAAAGUAAAGUUCUGUAGCAUUUUGGUAAGAAGAAACACGUUUCUCUUUCUUUCCCUCGAUUUCUGGAGGUGUUAAUGAUCAUGGCCAUGAUAUACACAUGGGCCUGAUUUUCAUUUUUCUAGCUUCAUAACUGAUUAAACCCAGCUUUAUUUUAGAUGAAUCAUCAUAUUAUAAGGCAGAAACUAGAAGACAGUUUUCUAUUCUAUCUUUGUCAUGAAUGUACCACAGUUCCUUUUGGGAACUUCUAUUGGAUAAUCUAUAUAUGAAAAGAAAGUAGAAUAUUAAAUCUUGUAGAAAAUAAUAAUAAUGAUAAUAAUAAUAAAAUCUAUGCUGCAAUCAUGUGCCUUCAAUCAGAUGAUCUGAGUGGAGAAAAUCUGUUCAAAUCAUAUGGUAAAAAAAAUAAAUG